AUGACGGAAGAAAAGGCCAUUGCUGCCUCGUCAUCUGUUGACGUGGAGAAGACUAUAGAUGUCUCAAAACAGGGCCACGUUGAUCCAACACUGGAGAAACACGCACACGAUGCCGAUGAAGCGAUGAAAGUGCUGGACGAGUUACAUGGGGAAACAAUCGAGUUAGAUGAAGCGACAAAUCGACGAUUAUUAAAGAUAAUUGAUUGGCAUAUGAUGCCGAUCAUGUGUUUUAUCUAUGGGAUGAAUUAUCUUGAUAAAACUACCCUGUCAUAUGCGAGUAUUAUGGGAAUCAAGACAGAUCUGAAUCUUGAGGGAGAUGAAUAUCAAUGGUUGUCGAGUUUAUUCUAUUUUGGUUAUCUCGCAUGGGAGUACCCAACUAACCGCCUGCUGCAGCGGUUACCACUGGGUCGAUACUCAGCCACCUGCAUUAUAAUGUGGGGUAUUAUUCUAAGCUGUUUCGCCGCUGUGAACAACUAUUCCGGGGCGAUCGCCAUUCGAUUUUUCCUCGGUGUAUUCGAAGCAGCUGUUACACCAGGAUUUGCCUUAAUCACUUCUCAGUGGUAUACCAAAAAAGAACAAGGCAGUCGCGUCAACAUCUGGUUCAGCUUUAACGGCGUCGGUCAAAUCAUCGGCGGAUUAAUCGCAUACGGCAUCGCAAUCGGGACAUCAAAGUACGGAUCCUCGAUCGAACCAUGGAAGAUCAUUUUCCUCGUUACAGGACUAUUGACCGUCGUUCUUGGAUUCAUUUUCCUCUGGAUGAUUCCAGAUAGCCAGCUUAAUGCACGAUGGCUGAGUAAGGAGGACCGCGUGCUAGCUGUUGCACGGGUGCAGGUGAACCAGCAGGGAAUCGGAAAUAAGCAUUUCAAGAUGUAUCAAGUCAAAGAAGCGGUCUUGGAUCCGAUGACAUGGGCUUUCUUUUUCUAUGCACUUAUUGCUGAUAUUCCCAAUGGUGGAAUUUCGAACUUCUUCAGUCAAUUGAUAACCUCAUUUGGAUACUCUGACCAAGAGAGCCUGAUCCUCGGUGUUCCUGGUGGCGCUGUGGAGGUUAUCGCUCUCCUGUUAAACGGUUAUAUCGGCCACAUUACCGGCUACCGUAUCCUCAGCAGUCUGGGUGGACUUGUAUGCGCACUUAUCGGCAUGAUUCUUAUUGUCGCGCUACCUGAGACCAAUAAUGUUGGUCGGUUAAUCGGGUACUAUAUGACGCAGGCUAGUCCCACCGCGUUUGUGGCUUUACUAGCCAUGAUUUCGUCCAAUGUGGCUGGCUAUACGAAGAAGACUACAGUUGCAGCGUUUUACCUGAUCGGCUACUGUGUUGGUAACAUUAUCGGCCCUCAAACCUUCCGUCCUAAAGAUGCCCCUCGUUAUGUCCCCGCCGAGAUCACGAUUAUCGUCUGUUUGGGAGUUUGUCUUGGGAUCAUGUCGUUUGUCCACUGGUGGUAUGUCAAAGAGAAUAAGCGCAAGGCGGAAAUUACAUCUCGGUCGGAUUAUGUGCGAUUGCAGAAUCAGGCAUUCUUGGAUUUGACAGACCGGGAGAACAUGGAUUUUGUGUAUGCGCUUUGA
Penicillium malachiteum is the source of this 1560-nucleotide messenger RNA. Its product is annotated as allantoate permease family MFS transporter. Gene Ontology annotation, cellular component: plasma membrane. NCBI's taxonomy places the organism in Eukaryota, Fungi, Ascomycota, Eurotiomycetes, Eurotiales, Aspergillaceae. Gene Ontology annotation, molecular function: allantoate transmembrane transporter activity; dipeptide transmembrane transporter activity. The transcript has 6 exons. Gene Ontology annotation, biological process: dipeptide transport; transmembrane transport; allantoate transport. The record is from RefSeq and is a predicted model, not a curated record. Bases 1 to 1560 code for a protein of 519 amino acids.